Messenger RNA from Phlebotomus papatasi, 1489 nucleotides. RefSeq names its product flightin. Bases 227 to 745 code for a protein of 172 amino acids. The record is from RefSeq and is a predicted model, not a curated record. The transcript is spliced from 5 exons. NCBI's taxonomy places the organism in Eukaryota, Metazoa, Arthropoda, Insecta, Diptera, Psychodidae.
AAUAAAGUUAGUCUUUUCUUACCAUCCUCAGGACACACAAGUCGAUAGCCCGACAAGAGGUAUCUUUUACUGAGUACGUGAAUUUAGUGUUUUCACUUUUAGUUAACUUUUUUUCAAUUUAAAAAAAAAAUUAAAUAAAACCCUUUUUCUAAUCGUUGAAAAAUCGAAAAAAUUUCCAGCAUUUUAGAGAAAAUAAAGCAACAGCUGAACGAGACGAAGCUCAGAAAUGGCUGAGGAAGAUCCAUGGGCAUUCGACGAGGGUGAUGUGCAGCCAGAGCCCGCAGCACCAGCACCAGCCGCCGGAGAAGCAGGUGGGUCUGCUGAUGCAGCUGGGCGUCCGGAAGAGGAAGUUCCUCAAUCAGGAGACUCGGGAGAAUAUCGAAAACCAAUAACACUUUACAAGCACUGGGUGAGGCCGCAAUUUUUACAGUACAACUACAUGUAUGAUUAUCGAACUAAUUACUACGAUGACGUGAUAGAAUACUUGGAUAAGAAGAACAGAGGACUAAAGCCAACAGUUCCGCGAGCACAAACGUGGGCAGAAAGAGUGCUUAGAACACACACAAGAAUUGAUGACGUUUACAAAUACAUGUCCGAGUUUAGGAGGCAACAUCGACCAAUGGAAACUUACACUCCACCAAAGAAAACUGACAGCAAGUUGAUUCAAACGCUGAGUUCAUCAAUUAAAGGACAUAAUUAUCAUUCAAGGGCCUACAUCAGUCGAAAAUAUUCCAGCAUUUUAUAGACUGGACUACUUUCGGCUACAAAAAAAAGGAAAGAGCGAAAAAGGAGAGAUCACCCUGGAAGUUGUAAUGAUUUAAAAAAAAAAGAAUGUUUGAAUUUUUACAAAACUAAUUAACAUAGGUACACUAAGUACUUAUGCAUGAGCAAAAAGGAAGGAUAUCAACACCAUUCUUUAAAUUUCUCCCACCAUUUUCAUUGUAAAUUUUGGUGAGAAAAUGUGUCUUGACAAAUGGUAAAUGUAAGAACUAAAGGGAUACUAAUUAAAAUCGUCUCAAUUCUCGUCCCUUUCCCCUUCAAUUUAAUCUCAAAAAAUGAGUAUACUUUUUUUUAGAAGUGUUACGGAUAACCCUUUAAAAUAGAUUUAGAAAUUGGGUGAAAAAGUAUACUCCACUUUUACCAUAUUAAGAUAUUUCUUUUUUAGUCAAAUAAAACUUAAAAAAAAAAAUUACAAAUAAAGGACAAAAUGAGAUUAAUGAUUCUUUUAUGUAAUCACUCCAGAAAACAAAAAUUAUCAAAAUAAUUUCUUAACUAUAAACUGCGAAUUUUUGAAUUGAAAGAUUGCUUUAUUACUAAAAAAAAAACGAGACAUGCUUUUAAAUUAAAAAAAAAAACAUUCAAGGAAGGUAAGUAAAAAGAAAAACCAUAAAUAUUCGCCUCUCUUGCGAGUCAACGUUGUCACCUGAACAAUAAAGGAUUGUUUGGUAUUAUGUCAGUCAAUCAAACAAUAAAAAUUACACAAAUAAAA